AUGACUCUUGACGAGCUCAGCCGUCUAGAUGAAGAGGACGAGCAUUCGCAUUUGAACAAAAUCUCAGCAAAGGACGAGCCUCUAGAUUUACUGCCGUCCAUCAAAAUCGAGUCAGAUACCAGGUUCCAGUGCUUUCUCGUGAUUAUAAUAGCUAUCUUAUGCUCUUUAGCUUGUGCCAUACGCGGUAUUGUCUUUUGGGUCACCUUCCAGACACCACUGCCAAACGUCCUGCCCACGGGACUAUCAAGUGAACUCUUGUCCUUCGUUAUUAAUAUAAUCCUCACUCAAUACCUGGAAGGCGUAGCCUACGUUCAUUCGAUAUCCCUUCGCUGGUCCCUUCUUCAAGAGAACCGACUUGUAUUCAACACCAAUAUUCGCUUACUCACUAGCUCGAAGCGUUCUUUCCCCAACAGCUGGUACAUAAACUGCGUUUCAGCUCUAUUUCUCAUUAUUUGUUACGGAGCGACUUCAAUGCUGUUUAUUGAGGCAUCUGUUAAUGCAAUCGCCUUGUUGGCUCUUGGGACCAGUCUAUUGGGCCAGUCUCUGCUGGGCCUAUGGUCCUACUGGGAUAAUCUUCGUGACAUUCCGUCUUGGGGAUCAAAUCCACUGAACACUACAUUAACAAUGAUGGUCAAGCGAUCUGUUCAACGAACAGCUGGUCGUUGUAUGGCCUCGAUUCCAAUUGGAGGCACGUCAGGGGCAAGAGCAAUGCUCCCACGCACAGAACAGCCUAGUCAGUGGCAGAUCAGCAAUUCCGCGAAGCGUGCCAUGAUUUUUAUCUGGGCCUUAGCUGGAUUAUUAGUCAUUUGA
Molecule: messenger RNA, 810 nt
Organism: Penicillium malachiteum
Lineage: Eukaryota; Fungi; Ascomycota; Eurotiomycetes; Eurotiales; Aspergillaceae
Exons: 1
Coding region: 1-810 (269 amino acids)
Source: RefSeq, a predicted model, not a curated record